Messenger RNA from Mugil cephalus (flathead mullet), 1456 nucleotides. RefSeq names its product RNA pseudouridine synthase domain containing 1 (gene rpusd1). Gene Ontology annotation, molecular function: pseudouridine synthase activity; RNA binding. NCBI's taxonomy places the organism in Eukaryota, Metazoa, Chordata, Actinopteri, Mugiliformes, Mugilidae. The transcript has 6 exons. Gene Ontology annotation, biological process: pseudouridine synthesis. The coding region runs from base 64 to 1017 and encodes 317 amino acids. The record is from RefSeq and is a predicted model, not a curated record.
AGAAGAAGAAGAAGAAGAAGAAAGAAAGUGACGCAUGCGCAGUCCUCUCUUCCACCCGUGGUUAUGUUUACAUCAGGUCCGGAUGAGUCCGCUGACGUGUGCGUGAUGAGCUCAGAGCCGGACGUGGACGGGCUGCGUGUGCUGUUCCAGAGCGACGACUACAUCGUGGUGGACAAACACUGGGACGUGCGCAUCGACAGUAAGAUGUGGUACGAGAAACACACGGUUCAGGCUCAGCUUCGCCAGCGCUUCCCUCACCUGGCCGACCCCAACACCUACUACGGCUUCAGGUUCUGUCACCAGCUGGAUUUCUCCACCAGCGGCGCUCUCUGCGUGGCCCUCAGCAAAGCUGCUGCUGGAAACGCCUACCGCUGCUUCAAGGACCGGACGGUCACCAAGGCGUACCUGGCUCUGGUUCGAGGUUGGGUCCAAGAAGAGAGUCAAACCCUGAGCUUCUCCAUCGGGAGGAACUCGACGGAGGGAAAGACGCACAUGAUGUGUGUGGAGGGAACAGAAGGUUGUGAGAACCCGAAGCCGUGUCAGACCGAGCUGACGGUGCUGGAGUUCGGUUCAUACGACUCAGACCCGGUCACUAAAGUUCUGCUGCAGCCGCUCACUGGACGAACCCACCAGCUCCGGGUUCACUGCAGCGCCAUCGGACACCCCAUCGUGGGAGACUUCACCUACAGCUCAGGAGCAGACGACGGCCCGUACCGCAUGAUGCUCCACGCCCACCUCCUCCACAUCCCCCUGCAGCCCCAGCCCCUGCUCGUCACCGCCGGAGACCCCUUCAUCCCCGCCGUGGAUCCAAAAUGGCUCCCGCAGCGCUCGCUACGGACGCUAGCGGACACGGUGGAGGCUCUGCUGCAGCACAGAGGAGAGGAGGACAGGAAGAAGGAGGAGGAGGAGAAGGAGGAGGAGAGGAGGAGACGGAGGAAGGAGCAGAGGACUGAGGAGGAGAGUGAGGAGCAGAGGAGGAGGUGUCAGGAGUGGCUGAGUGAAUGGGCCGGAGACUGACGCAGGAUUUUAUUUCAUUUAAAUUUAUUUUAGCUGUUGGUCAAAAGACGGAUAAAAGGAUCCAAACACGCGUCGACUCACAUUCACUGUGAGCUGCAGUUAAAGUGACUCUGUUUAAAAGUUACGUUUCUCCUCUUUCCAGCCUCAGAGGUUUGUAUCCACGUCUGUUUCUUCCUUCAUCAGCAACUUUCUCCUGAACGUCACCGACAAUGAAGGAAUAAAUGAAGCCGAUGAACUGGUUCCUUCAGCUUCACUGGUUUUAUGGCUCUGGAUGAGAUUAUAUAUUAUUAUUAUACUGUAAAACAGCCACUGUUCACACGUUUCUGUUCUGUCUUCAUUCCCAUAAACUGACUGAUACUGACUCUGUUUACACUUUAUAUUCAUUUCACCUCAAGAAACAAACUGGAGUUGAACCAAAAUAAAAGUGGUUUGAACCGUG